Hyla sarda is the source of this 1433-nucleotide messenger RNA. RefSeq names its product vesicle transport through interaction with t-SNAREs 1B (gene VTI1B). Lineage: Eukaryota; Metazoa; Chordata; Amphibia; Anura; Hylidae. Gene Ontology annotation, molecular function: SNARE binding; SNAP receptor activity. Gene Ontology annotation, biological process: vesicle fusion with Golgi apparatus; intra-Golgi vesicle-mediated transport; intracellular protein transport. Gene Ontology annotation, cellular component: Golgi apparatus; late endosome membrane; SNARE complex. The coding region runs from base 111 to 782 and encodes 223 amino acids. The transcript is spliced from 6 exons. The record is from RefSeq and is a predicted model, not a curated record.
AAGGGAGCAGGAAGUAGGAAGCGCGCCCGGUCACCUGACCCAGUGAAGUCACCGGUGAUCACGUGACCGGCGACUCUUCUCCGUACACCGGGAUUGUUGUCACCGCUGCGAUGUCUUCCGAACAGUUUGAGACGUUGCUCGAUCUGUUCACCGAACGCUACGAGUAUCUGCGGGCCAUUCCGCCCAGACUGGAGGGCUGCCGAGGAGAGCAACAUAAAAGUUUACUUCGAGAAUUCGACAAGAGGCAUCUAGAAGCAAAUGAGAUGCUUUCACAGAUGGAAGCAGAACUAAAAGACGCCCCGCGAUCCUACCAGAACCAAAUGGCGAAUAAGAUGCGCACAUAUAGGAAGGUCCUCGCAGAGCUACAACGAGAUGCAAGAAACACCAAUACUGGGUUCAUGUCAGAUGGUGGCAGGAAAGGGCUUUAUAACGUGGAGGAUGAGCAGAGGGCGACAUUGAAUCCACAGAGAUCACUGCUCCUCCAAGGCCAUGAGAGUCUGAACAGGACUACAGAAAGCAUCGCCAGAUCCCAUUAUUUAGCUGCCGAAACCGAUGCCAUUGGGCAUAAUAUAGUGGAAGAGCUUGGAGAACAGAGGGAGCAGCUGGAGCGAACGAAGGAUCGGCUGGUAAACACGGGUGAAAAUCUGAGCAAAAGUCGGAAGAUUCUGCGCUCCAUGUCUAGAAAAAUCGUGACCAAUAAACUCUUCCUGUCCAUCAUCAUCAUUCUCGAAAUCGCCAUUCUCGGAGCCGUGGUCUACCUCAAGUUUUUCCGUAAGACAUGAGCGGUUUUUGCUUCUCCGGCGGAUGCAUUGAAGGAUUCCUGUGCAGCUGUGAAUAAGCCCCAUUCCAGGGUAAACACUGUAAAUGUGUACAGGACAUAAGGCACAUGGUGCAGUCCCCGCAGGAUGACUGCUGAAGCCAGAGGGACCUGGGAAUAAGGCAAUAGCUGCAUGAGCCGCUCCUUAUGUACGAUCCUGCAACCUACCUCAGUAGUCGAGGUAAACUCCUAAAGUUAUUGGGCAACGGAGAAGACAUCCGGACGUGUCACACGUGGUACCAGAACUCCAAAUAAAUGGUUAUUUCAUAUAAUCCCUUACUGCACUGUUCUCUAUUCUUAGUCAUCCUUCUUAAUACAGUGAUCCAUCAACUUACAAUGGCCUCAACAUACAAUAGUUUCAACAUACAAUGGUCUUUUCUGGACCAUUGUAAGUUGAAACCACACUCAACAUACAAUGCUAUGGACUGUCCAGAUCUGUGAUACCAGUCAAUGGCCGGAAGAACUGACCAAUCAGAAUGGGCAAUUUACUGGUAAAAUUCCUGUAUUACUGAAGGGCAUACACUGACUGGUGUCUGGUAGCGCCCCCUACAGUACAGGGAGGUAUUACAUGUUCUGUACUCUUUACCUGUAUUACUGAAGUGUAUGCACUGACUGG